Molecule: messenger RNA, 1443 nt
Organism: Darwinula stevensoni
Lineage: Eukaryota; Metazoa; Arthropoda; Ostracoda; Podocopida; Darwinulidae
Source: the annotation of a GenBank genome assembly
CAGUUUGGCUGCUUCACAGGGACCUGAAGAACAUGUAGGCAGUGUUUGAAUAGUGCCUGUCAUGAGGCUUUAGGCUGAUGGUGUUGCCUAUUUGCUCCAGUGCUCUUUCCCCAUGUGCAGCCAAAGAACAAUUAUGGGGAUGCAGAGCUUCCGGCUUGUACAUUUGCUUCUCUCCUCCAUUGUCUUUCUGUUUGUGUUUGUUCUAUAUCAACGAAUUCUGGUGACCUCCCUGAGUGCACAAGUGAGGAACAUUGAGCAAGUCCAUACUGCUCCCCGCUUGGAAGAUGCAUCACAUGAUCCCCAUGACCAGCAGAAAGAUGACAUUGUGGUCAUCUACAACCGAGUGCCAAAGACUGGUUCUACCUCUUUUAUGGGGGUUGUUUACGAUCUCUGUGGGCAGAAUGGUUAUCAUGUUCUACACAUCAAUGUCACCAAGAACUCCCAUAUUCUGAGUCUGUCUGAUCAGGUGAGAUUUGCCCAAAAUGUGACUCAGUGGCAGGAGAAGAAGCCAGCUGUUUAUCAUGGUCAUCUUGCAUACCUUGACUUCACUAGGUUGGGAAUCUCUCAACAACCCAUCUACAUUAAUAUUAUACGUGAACCACUGGAGAGGAUGAUUUCCUACUAUUACUUCCUUCGUUAUGGGGAUGACUUUAGGCCUCACUUGAAUCGCAGAAAGAAAGGAAAUACAAUGACUUUUGAUGAGUGUGUGGAAGAAGGCCUUGUUGAAUGUGAUGUGAAGAAUCUAUGGUUGCAGAUUCCUUUCUUUUGUGGCCAUGCUGCUGAAUGCUGGGUACCUGGGAGUGAAUGGGCAUUGUCUGAGGCAAAGCAUAAUCUAGUUCAUAAGUACCUACUGGUGGGGGUCACUGAUGAAAUUUCUGACUUCAUAACUCUGCUUGAGUUUGCUCUUCCUCGUGUCUUCCAUGGAGCCAGUGCAUAUUUUACUGCGGGAGAGAAGUCUCACUUGAGAAAAACAAAGCAGAAGCUGCCUCCCUCGCCAGAAACUCUAAACAAGAUUCAGCAAACCAGAGUAUGGAAGAUGGAGAAUGAGUUUUAUGAAUUUGCCCUAGAACAGUUUCAUGCUGUGAAGAAGAGAACUCUAGUAGUUGACUCAAAUGGGCAAUUUAUUGAUCGGGGUCAGCAAUUCAAGUAUAUGAAAGUGAGACCAAAGCCCUCAUGAUUUUCUGUGAUCAGCCCUGCUGCUCUUGAUUGAGACUUUUUUGUUAUUGUAAUGCCUCCUUUUUCAUCCACAAUUGGCUGAAUAUAUCAAGGAAGAUUAUUUGGAACUUGAAAUCUCUGAAUUUCCCCUGCCAUAGUACAAGAAGGUAAAAGGAACUUGCAUGUCAAGUAAACUUGGCUAAUUCACAGUGGCUACUGAAUCCAACUAAAUAAUACUUGCUAGCUUUGUUGAUUGCUGCAAAUGCAUUGUUGCCAUUUCUUCUCCUG